This is a messenger RNA of Plasmopara halstedii, 174 nucleotides long. RefSeq lists its product as uncharacterized. The record is from RefSeq and is a predicted model, not a curated record. The transcript is spliced from 2 exons. Bases 1 to 174 code for a protein of 57 amino acids. Lineage: Eukaryota; Oomycota; Peronosporomycetes; Peronosporales; Peronosporaceae.
AUGGUGACGUCGGAGAAUAAGCGCAAUGGCUAUUUGGAUUUACAACACCUCAUAAGCUACAUUGCGAUUGACGGAAUUGGAGCGGCAACAGCUCCGGGGGAUAUACCUUACCUAUCAAAGCUGCAAUUAAGUGACCGCAAUGCCGCAAAAGUAUCAACUAAAGGUGCUUAUUGA